This is a messenger RNA of Panicum hallii, 1985 nucleotides long. RefSeq names its product probable folate-biopterin transporter 6. The transcript has 5 exons. Lineage: Eukaryota; Viridiplantae; Streptophyta; Magnoliopsida; Poales; Poaceae. The record is from RefSeq and is a predicted model, not a curated record. The coding region runs from base 220 to 1737 and encodes 505 amino acids.
GCUGGUCAGCCAGCACUGACGCUCAGCUUCACCUUCCCAAGCUUAAGUCUUCCCCAGUCCACUCCAUCUCCAACCCCCACGAACUCCAUAGAUUAAUACCUAAUGCCAAGCUCGCUUUCAAUUCUUAAAUCCAUUUCCGACCCCAUUUACAUCUGAGCACGCGCCGCGCUCAAGAACUUGCCAAGAAACGAUCAGUAAUUCGCCAAGGCCCAAGAGACCAUGCUGGACCUGGACGAGGACGCCGCCAUGGACGCGGACCACCUCGUCGGCGAGGAGCCGGGGUUGCCGUCGCAGCAGCGGGCCUGGGCGGCCGCCGUGAUGGAGCCGGUGCGGUGGGUGCGGAUGCUGUGCCGGGAGCUGGGCGCGACGUUCGUGGCCGGGGUGGUGCUGGUGUACGGCCUCAGCCAGGGCUUCGCCGGCUCCUUCUUCCGGGUGGCGUCGGACUACUAUUGGAAGGACGUGCAGCAGGUGCAGCCGGCCACCGUGCAGUUCCUCUCCGUCUUCUUCUACGUGCCGUGGGUGCUCAAGCCGCUCUGGGGGGUCAUGACCGACGUCUUCCCCGUCCACGGGUACCGCCGCCGCCCGUACUUCCUCUUCUCAGGAAUACUUGGAACAGUCUCAGCUACUAUUGUUGCAAUGGCUACCGGACUCCCAGUGAGUUCUGCUGUGCUUUGCUUGGUGGGAAUCUCAACAGCAGUCGCCAUUGCCGAUGUAACGAUAGAUGCUUGCAUCGCAAAGAACAGUAUUGAUAAGCCGGCAUUGGCUCCAGACAUGCAGAGUCUUUGUGCAUUCUCAUCAUCUCUAGGUGCACUUAUUGGGUAUGCCACAAGUGGCAUGUUUGUCCACCAUCUUGGGGCACAGGGUGCAUUAGGUGUGAUGGCUAUACCUCCAGCCACAGUGGUUUUCCUUGGAUUUUUUAUAUAUGAGAUGAAAACGUAUCAACAUAGUGUUAAAGAGAAGGUUUUAAACAAGGUUAGUGGGGCAGUGAAGGGAAUGGUUCGGACUAUAAAGUAUCCAGUAGUGUGGAAACCAUCUCUUUACAUGUUCCUAUCUCUGGCUCUGAGUAUCAGCACCCAUGAGGGGCAGUUCUACUGGUACACUAACAAGACACCACCAAAUCCUGGAUUUUCACAGGAGUUCGUAGGGCUGGUCCACGCCAUCGGCGCGGUGGCGUCCAUGGUGGGCGUGUUCAUCUACCACAAGUGGCUCAAGGACUACCCGUUCCGGAGCAUCCUCUUCUACGCCCAGCUGCUCUACGGCGUCUCCGGGCUCCUGGACCUCACCUUCGUGCUCCGCUGGAACCUGGCGCUCGGCGUGCCCGACGCCUCCUUCGUGACCCUGGAGGAGUGUGUCUCCCGCGUGGUGGGCCGUGUCCGGCUGAUGCCGAUGAUGGUGCUGAGCACCAAGCUGUGCCCGCCCGGCGUGGAGGGCACCUUCUUCGCGCUGCUCAUGUGCAUCGACAGCCUCGGCAUGCUGGCGGCCAAGGCCGGCGGCGCCACCGUGCUACGCGCGCUGCACGUGACCAGGACCGACUUCGGCCACCUCUGGCUCGCCGUGCUGCUCAGGAACGUGCUCAGGCUCGCCACGCUGGGGGCCAUCUUCCUCGUGCCCACGGCUGACCAGACCGACGUGCUCGUGCCGCGCGAGCUCGUGGCGAGCUCGCCGGCGGCCGUGGCCGAUGACGAGGAGGAGAGGCUCCAGCUCGCGAUGCUCACUUCCCACACUGACGAGGUAUGACAUAUGAAUAUAUGAUCCACCUUGUUGUGUACAAAAGUAAAUGAAACGGGAUCAAUGGACCAGGGUCAUGGCUAGUGUCACAUCACAUUCUGUCAUCCUAGUAGAUCUCAAACUGCGACACUUGGAGCAGAGGCACGGUGGACUUUCUCUUCCUAGUCGAGCUUACAACAUCUCCUUAGAAUAGAACAAUCGUUCAAAAAUCAAAAUAUUGCUAAGAUCUUGGACCUCUCACUCUUAUAAAAAAUAGU